AUGCGAAUGCAUGUAAAUUCAUCGCUCCAUGCUGCAGUCACAUUGGCUCAAAUCCUUGUCACUCCAUCAUGGUUCCUGGAAGCAAGGCUGUCUCUUCCGGUUAUGUGCACUGCACCUUCCACCAGUAUAGCUUUAUCCUGGAUUCAAGAAUGCUUCUGUGACCUACGGGGAGCUUCCAUUUCCUUCUGGUGUGCUCCCUCAACCAACCAGCUAUCCAUUCUCUCUGAGCAGAUGAGGUAUGCUCUACGUUGGGAAAGUCAAUGGGCCUCUUAGUGCCCAUCUCUGUGUAGAGCAGAGGUUUUGACCAGAUGAUGACCUGCAGGCUUUUUAGUACUUUGAUUAUGACCUAUGUUUGACUAGGACUAUGAUUCAGCAGUGACCUCACUGCUCAAUAUAGAUCAUUUAUAUUUUAUGCUUCCAAAGUUUAAUGUUUUUGCUACUUAGGUAAGCACUGCAGGAUGGACUAAUAUUUUCUAUUAAUGGAAAUGAUGCUUGUUGUUGCUUUUUAAAAUAAAAUUGAAGGAAGCUGAAACAGGCUUAAUUGAUUAGGGCUAUUUAUGAAAGGUAUGGCAGGGGAGACUUUGCCGCAGGUUAGCUACUUUGCACGGGGUUGUGGAUGUGAAGGUAGGCAAAUAAAGGUACAUUUUCAGCAUUACUUGGAUGGGGAAAUGCAGCAGAAAUUGAAAUUGCUGGGGAACAAGCCUGAGAUCUUCUAAAUGCAAAGCAGGCACUCUACCAGUGAGCUACAACCUUUCCCAAACUUCUGUGGUAAACAACAACUAGCCUCUCGGGAUGGAGUUGUGGUUCAGGAUGAGUUUUCAGUCCUAUGUAGAGCCAGAAGAGAACUCGGUGGAUCAAUGCAGAGCCUAGCACAGUCUGUGGAUGUAGGCCGGCGAUCCAGAAAUGGAGUCAGUAACAAACUUCAUUAUUUGUUAGGGCAGCUUUGAGGUUUAUUGGCUUUUCAGACUGCUUAAGCUCGGUUUAACUGGUCAGACAAAUACAUCAUGGGCACCUGUAUAGUCUCCUACCGUGCCUCAGUUGCUCAAGCAAUGCAGGCAUUACUACAUGAUGAAAUUGGCUGAGAAUUGACCAACCAUGGUAGCCUUUGGAUCUGAUUAAAUGGCACAUAAACAUGGUAGACUGAAGGCAUAGAGGAUGAUAUUAGCAGAUACAUGGCUGUGAUCAUUGCAGAAAAUGUCUGCACUGCAUUCAGAUAGUCUGUGAUUAGAUUUUCUGUUAUUCUCCAUUUGGUUUUUUAAUGUGUCGUGAAGGAAGUCCUCAUUUUCUACUGAUUUUGUGGUGGGUGGGUGUUUAAGUUGUUUAUUUAAAGCAUUUUCACCCUGCUCUUUUCCCAAAGAGCUUGCAAAAAUCUGUAAAGAGACAGUUCUUGCCUUCAGACUUGCAAUGUGAAACACACAACAUACAUGGGUGGGAAGGAGGAAAGUAGUGCUAAAGUAAUCAAAAGGCUCAUAAACCCUGAUCAAUCAAUAGGUUCACUAGGUGUUCCUUCAAUAAGCGAGUCACUCUAGUCUUUAGAUAUUUCAAGGAGGGCAAAGUUGCCAUGGGCUUGGUUGAGGAAAACAGCGUAACAGAGAAUUGGGGUUGGGGGCAGACUAUAUGUUGCAUACAAAGGAAGCCACAAUGGCUGUUCUAAAGAAAACAUAAAAUCAGCUUUAUGAGAGGGUGAUUUUGAUCAGAAAUCUACCCCAUUUGCUUUCCCCCAGGUGGGAUUCCAAACAUGUGCUCACAUGA
Messenger RNA from Podarcis lilfordi (Lilford's wall lizard), 1752 nucleotides. Lineage: Eukaryota; Metazoa; Chordata; Lepidosauria; Squamata; Lacertidae. The record is from the annotation of a GenBank genome assembly.